Messenger RNA from Fusarium vanettenii 77-13-4, 1101 nucleotides. RefSeq lists its product as uncharacterized. Gene Ontology annotation, cellular component: cytoplasm. NCBI's taxonomy places the organism in Eukaryota, Fungi, Ascomycota, Sordariomycetes, Hypocreales, Nectriaceae. The record is from RefSeq and is a predicted model, not a curated record. Bases 1 to 1101 code for a protein of 366 amino acids. The transcript has 6 exons. Gene Ontology annotation, molecular function: glutathione transferase activity.
AUGCAGGCUAGUAACGAGGGCGUCGAUUGGAAGCGUCUGACCGACGAAAAGGGUCACUUCCAGCGCCCUGCCACGGUUAUUCGAAAUUUCAUUUCAAGGGAGUCAGGCUCGAGAUUUCCAGCUGAGCGAGGCAGGUAUCAUCUCUAUGUGAGCUAUGCUUGUCCAUGGGCGCAUCGAGUUUUGAUCGCCCGCAAGUUGAAGGGCUUGGAGGAUAUCAUUUCCUUCUCGGCUGUCCACUGGCAUCUUGACUUUCAGACCGGUGAGUUCCCGAGGCUCUCGCAUAAUCUAGGACUAACUGACAGCGAAGGAUGGCGCUUUGCAACCCCAGCCGACACAGAUGCCGAAGGCGAAAACGUCGUUCCAGAUCCGCUGCAUGACAACUUCACUCACCUACGCGAAGUAUACUUUGAGACAGACCCAGACUAUGCAGCAAGAUUCUCCGUGCCGGUUCUAUUUGACAAGAUCCAGCAGGUCAUUGUGAAUAAUGAAAGCAGCGAGAUCCUGCGCAUGUUUGGAACUGAGUUCGAUGAUCUGAUCGAGGAAAAGUACCGGGCUGUCUCCUUGUACCCCCCAGAGCAUCAGCAUGAGAUUGACGAGGCGCACGAAUGGCAAUAUGACAACAUCAACAAUGGGGUUUACAGAUGUGGAUUUGCAAGUACACAGUAUGCCUAUGAUCAAGAUGUAAUGGCAUUGUUCGGGGCGCUGGAUAGAGUCGAGGCUCAUCUGGCUGCUAACCCGGGACCCUAUUGGCUUGGCAAUAACAUAUCUGAGAUUGACAUAAGACUAGUAUGGGACACUAAGCUCCUGUUUAACUUUGUAACUAUCAUCCGGUUUGAUCCGGUCUAUACAUACCACUUCAAGUGCAACCUAAGGGAUAUUCGGUCUGGUUACCCCCAUAUUCACAAAUGGCUCCGUACCCUCUACUGGGAAGUGCCGGCGUUUAAGGACACAACAAAUUUCCUUCAUAUCAAGAAUCAUUACACUAGAAGUCAUAUUAAUCUUAACCCAUCCGCCAUCACUGCGGCCGGGCCAUCGCCAGACAUCCUCGGGCCAGCCGAAGACGUUGCUGCAGCCAAGUUCGCCGCUCAACGACGACAGUAG